Molecule: messenger RNA, 4374 nt
Organism: Exophiala aquamarina CBS 119918
Lineage: Eukaryota; Fungi; Ascomycota; Eurotiomycetes; Chaetothyriales; Herpotrichiellaceae
Exons: 3
Coding region: 1-4374 (1457 amino acids)
Molecular function (GO): protein binding
Source: RefSeq, a predicted model, not a curated record
AUGCCUCCCACGCCGAGUACCAACCACGGGGGAGUCUAUAUCCCACCUCAUCUCAACGCCAAUCAUCCUUCGAAUUCCUCCCGCUCCCUUCCUUUGGGUGAUGUUCGCUACAGCAAAGACCAACUCCUGACAAUCUACCAGACGCUCAAGGACUCUGCCGCUCUUGACCGUAGCCUAGAGGAUAUCUUCCUAGGCUCGUGGGAUCCUCUAGAUGCCAAAAAUAGUCUUUCGAAUCAAGCAGGGCGUGGAGACUCCAAAGACCAAACCCCAGGUCCUGAAGUCUGUUGGAAUUAUACCGUCGAUGCAAAUCCAUUUGGUAUGACAGAUUUGACAGAGGAUGAGAAACAGCUCUUCUCGACCUCCGUCAAUUCUCCGAUCAAGCUGCAACAGAAUACCGCAAAGGAAAGCACGGGAGGUGGAACGAUCGCAGGCCGCAAGGCGUCUUUAUCAGGCUACAGUAGUACUACGCAAGGGUCGAGACCAGGCACCCGACGAAGGGAGACAAGUGAUUCUUUUGCCAGUAACGGACCCUUGUCUCCCGUAGAGCCCAAGACUUUCUUCCGCGGCGAUUCUAACACUGCCACACCACCUCCUGCUCUACUACGCCGUCGUACUGACUAUAAGGACGAAGAAACCACACCACCAUCCAAGGACGACGCCGAAGGAGACGACCCCGCUGACUCGCAGCCACAGUUCCCUGCGUUGCGACGUUCUGCUACGGGACCCUUGAGUGCGGGUUUGCAUCCGCCAUCUGGCUCACCGUGGUCUGCUGGCACACAAGGCGGGGGAUUUGGCUCGAUGGGAAGUUUCGGUAGCUUUGCAAUUGGCUCAGCGACAACCCCAACGGAAACCACAGACAAGAGACCCGGUUUUGGAAGCGCCCGUGGUGGUAGUCGUUUCAAGGACCUUCUAUCGAAGACAAGCUCAGAAGAUAUUGGCCAAAGUAUCAAAGAUAAGACUUCUUUUGGUGCUCUCGAAAAACUUCCUGAGGAGGAUACAGAUGCAGCUCACUUACGGUCACGAGACGGAUUGGCAACACGCCCAGGUCGUAGCGAGACUAAUCCUUACGAAGAAAUCCCAGCUCGAGCCGGGAGUGCUGCUCUCGGUGGUUCCCAAGAAAACGUUCCACCUCAAGGCAUCGAACAAAUGGGCUUCUCUGCUUAUGGACCUCAAUCCAACAUUGGUGCACGAGAUUUUGGCAACGAUGACUCAUACCAGCAGACGCCGCAAGGCCGUUUCAAUCCCCAUGAGCCCAUGAGCCCGACAAAUACAAACCCCUAUCAGAGUCCUCAUGGUCGGUUGGAAGAUGACGAGCAAGACACAAAUGACUCAGCAUCGCAAGCCUCGGCCCUUCCACCAUUUGGCGGCAACCGUAGGAAUGUGUUUCCCAAUCCUGAUGAGAGAGGUCCAGGAUCUGGUCUUCGUGGUGCAGGUGCCUUUGGUAAUAUAGGGUUUGGUAGCCUCGGGGGAGGACCCGCGUGGUCUGCAGCUGGAAUUGGGUCUGGAAAGCCUGCUCUCGAUCGUGGUAUGGGUACAGGUUUUGGUGAUCCAAUAUUCAGUCCCUUGGCCGAUUUACAGUCACCAACCACUGGAGGUCUCGGAGGUGGUUUCUUUGCUUCUGGUGGGUUUGGAUCAGCAGGCCGUGCCAGUCGCCUCGGUGCCAUGUUCCCUCCAGCGAUGCAAGAACAGAUGAGAGGAGACAGCAGAAACGAGAUCCCGUCCGGAUCUUUCGACUCCCGUCCUGAUAGCGCUCAGCAUAUCAGCAGAGAUCCUUUCGACAACACAGGACGCAGAUUGGAAGGUUUUGGUCGUGGGUCGAGCUCAUUUGAAGAAUCACCUCCAGUCCGGACUGUUGAGGACGCAGGAACCUUAGGCCCGGCGGGUGCAUUUGGACCGUCAACAUCAGGCCCACAAACAACUUCCUUACCAACUCCACAAUCAGCUGCGGGCCGCGGUCCACCUGGAGCAGAAGGCUAUCAGUCUGCCCAUGGUCUCAGCCAAUCAAGCGGUAGCAGCUCUUCCAACCAGAUGCCGGCUGCACAACAGCGGCAGAUGGUAAUGCCAGAUCGGAUGCGCUGGAUCUAUCGCGAUCCUCAAGGUAACACGCAGGGCCCAUGGUCAGGCUUAGAGAUGCACGACUGGUUCAAAGCUGGAUUCUUCACGGCAGAAUUGCAGGUGAAAAAGUUGGAGGAUACCGAGUACGAGCCAUUAGCACAACUCGUCCGACGCAUUGGAAACUCCCGCGAGCCUUUUCUGGUGCCGCAAAUCGGGGUUCCUCAUGGGCCUCCAUCUAUAGCACAAGGAAAUCACUGGGCAACCUCAAUGGCCGGGUCAGGAGGUUCUGCACAACCACCCUUUGCAAGCAGCUUCCCAAGUUUCGGAACCACCUUGACCGCAGAACAACAGAAUGCUUUGGAGAGAAGAAAGCAGGAAGAGCAAUUCCUCAUGGCUAGGCAAAAGGAGCAUUUGGCUCAACAGCAGAUGGCCAUGAAGCAUAUGCAAAUUCAGAAUGGGCUCCAUUCUUUGCAGCAUCACUCGAGUGCCCACUCCCUACAAAGCCAGCCAAGCUUUGGUAGCAUCACUUCUCCUACCGGGUAUCAACCAUCGCCAAUGCAAGGUCCAAUCCAACCACCAGCAGCACAACAGCAGCAGCCUGGGCAAUCCUUUGGUCCACCGGGAGGCCCCAACCCUGGACAACCCUUUGGCGGAAAUCGGGACGAUGAUGUACAGGGUAUGAUGGAUAGGCUGAGUUUCAGCCAGCGAGCCAACCUUCCAUAUUCUUCGGCUGGCCCUUUAGGCCCACCACCCGUGGAGGGGGCGCCGACCUCCCAACAGGUCUCGUCCAUGUUACAAGAUAGAGCCCGGCUUCAGCAGCAGCAACAAUCCGACAUUCAAAGCCAUCAGGAAACUUUUUUAGGCCAGCAGGGCCGCAACGACCGGCUGGAAGAGUUCCACACCCUUCGUGGAGAGGUGGACAACCAAGCUGGACGUCUCGGCCCUGAUGAAGCUCUCCCACAGCCAAUUGGAUCUCAUCGCCAGUCCGAAGAACAGAGUACUCAGACUGCACCCUCGAAGCCUCCAGUCCCAACUAGCCAGCCCGUACACAAGGGCGAGCUUGAGAGCCUCUCCUUGGCUCAGCAGGUACAAAUUGCUGCAGCAAGUCAACAAGCAGCUGCAGAAGAGAGUGCAUGGGCUAGAAUUGAUGCUCCCAUUGAACUACCACCCGUUUCUAUUUCUCCGUUGCCAGCACCCGCGGCUCAGCGUAAUCGACAACAUGUUGCUGAUGCUCUCGCAGCUGACUCUAGAUCCGCAACUCAAACUCCGAUCGAAACGCCAACUGUUUCCAUCGCACCUUGGGCCGAACGCACUGCUGAACAUCCAAAAGGGCCAUCCUUGAAAGAGAUCCAAGAGGCAGAGGCGAAGCGAGCGGCCGAGCAAGAAGAAAUUGCCGCUGCAGCACGUCGGGCGCAGGCUGAACAAGAGAGACUAGUUCAAGCCCAAGCUUCAGCCCCAGUUCCAGCACCAGGUCUACCGUUGACUUCUACUUGGGGUGCCUCGUCAUCGCCAGUUGGCGCACAAUCAUCAGUAUGGGGAGCCAAACCAGCACCCGCAAAGCCCGUUCAAGCCGCCAGUGGGACAAGUGCUAAAAAGACACUGGCUCAAAUUCAAAAGGAAGAAGAGUCACGUAAGCAACGGGCGGCUGCCGCAGCUGCUACUUCAGCAGGUGCCCAACAUGCUGCUAGCCCGGUGUCUGCGGCUGUAGGCAAGCGAUAUGCAGAGCUCGCCAGCAAGGCAGCACCGGCAGUCCCGAACACCGCUGGAGGUGCGUGGAUGACAGUUGGCUCAAAUGGCAAGAGCAAAACCCCUGGCACUGGCCCUGCCCCUGCCCCUGUUGUUGCCACACCUCAACCAGCAUCUCGGACUGUGAGUGGUACGCUUGCAAGCGCUGCGAAAGUCAAGCCAACCCUUUCAACACCUCGAACCUCGAACCUGGCUAGUCCAAGCAAGGCCAAUGAGGAGUUCGCUAAAUGGAUCAGGGGGUCACUCGGGAAGGGACUCAACAGCAAUAUCAACCUCGAUAGUUUCGUACAAGAUUUGCUGAUCCUCCCUCCCGAGGUGGAGAUUAUCUCAGACUCGAUCUACGCCAGCUCUCAGACUUUGGAUGGUCGUCGCUUUGCAGAAGAGUUUGUCCGCCGUCGUAAAUUGGCGGAUAAGGGAAUCGUUGAACCGGCGGCGAAUGGUGCACAAGGACUUGGUGCAGACAACAAGAGUGCAGGUGGUUGGAGCGAAGUUGCGAAGAAAGGACCGGCACCAAAGGAAGAGCCCAACUCUGCUUUCAAAGUGGUUGCUACUAAGAAGAAGGGGAAGCGUUGA